AUGGACUCAGACCCAGGAAAGCUUUUUAUUGGAGGUAUCUCAUGGGACACGACGGAGGAUAGGCUGAACGAGUACUUCCAGACGUACGGAGAGGUCAAAGAGGCGGUGAUCAUGAAGGAUCGGAUGACGGGCAAAUCUCGCGGUUUUGGUUUCGUCGUAUUUACUGACCCUGAAGUGGCGGAUCGCGUGCUUAAUGAGAAGCACACUAUCGAUGGCAGACAGGUGGAAGCUAAAAAAGCUGUUCCUCGAGACGAGCAGAAUCCGCCUAAAGAACUCGAUUCCUCUCAAGGCAACACGUCAGGAGAACAAGCAGCAGCCGGAGCCGACGGCGCCGACGGUGAGAAGCCUUCACAGUCUCAGCCUUCCCAGUCGGAGCCAUCCCAGUCCACAAAGAAGAUUUUUGUCGGCGGGCUCGCAUCCACCGUCACGGAGGACGAUUUCCGUCAGUACUUUGAGGAGUUCGGCACGAUCACGGACGUCGUCGUGAUGUACGACCACAACACACAGAGGCCGCGCGGCUUCGGCUUUAUCACGUACGACUCGGAGGAAGCGGUGGAGCGCGUGCUGCAGAAGACGUUUCACGAGCUCAAGGAGAAGAAGGUCGAAGUCAAGCGCGCCGUGCCCAAGGAUCGCGGUGGCUCUCGCGGCGGCUAUGGCGCAAGAGGGGGGUACGGAUAUGGCGGGUACGGUGGCGGCGGGGGUUACGGCGGCGGAGGCGGCGGCGGCGGCGGCUACGGGGCUCGCGGCGACACCCGGUACUCCGGCGGGUACGGAGGCGGCGGUCGCGGGUACGGCGGGUACGGCGGCGGCUAUGGAGCGUACGGCGGUCAGUACGGCGGUGGGAUGAACGGGGGCGGGUAUGGCGGAGGGUACGGGUGGGGCGCCUUCGGCGGAAGCGCUGGUGCUUACGAGGGAGGGUACGGGGCUGCUGGCGGUUAUGGCGGAAGUUACGCCGGAUCUCCGGGCGGGUCCGGGUAUGGUGCAGGCGGCCGGUCCCAAUGGCCCGCUGGGUACGGUCAGGGCGCGGCGGGUGGUGGUUAUGGCGGUGGCUCUGCGGGUGGUGCGUCUGGCUAUGCGCCGGGAGGCAACUGGGCCGGAUCUCAAGGUGCUUCGGGCGCCGCCGGCCAAGGCUACGGGUACGGUUACGGAGGGGCGGAAGGGUAUGGCGCAGGGGCUGGCAGUGCAUCCAAGCGGCGGAGGUUUGAUACAGACUAUGCACGGCGCGACUGGGGCUACUGGCAACAGUGA
Molecule: messenger RNA, 1248 nt
Organism: Closterium sp. Naga37s-1
Lineage: Eukaryota; Viridiplantae; Streptophyta; Zygnematophyceae; Desmidiales; Closteriaceae
Source: the annotation of a GenBank genome assembly